This is a messenger RNA of Rubroshorea leprosula, 820 nucleotides long. The record is from the annotation of a GenBank genome assembly. Lineage: Eukaryota; Viridiplantae; Streptophyta; Magnoliopsida; Malvales; Dipterocarpaceae.
CGUUGUUGGCUGGCCCCUAUAUUCUCAUAUGUUGUUUAUAAUUUUGGUUCUCUUAGUGAUGCAACCAAUGUUUUUGGACUCGAACCCUCAAAUUCUCUGUGGAUAACAUCAUGGUUAAAGUUUAAGCGCCAAAUUUAGUGAUUCGAAUGAUACCAAGGCAAAUGUAUUUUGAUGGAACAGGACCUGAUAGCCUCUCUUUUCCUUUCUUCAUAAAGGAAUGCAUGAGGAGGCUUGAUGAUUAUGUAGGACGUAGCAUUCACGGGCAAGGCAUUAACUCUGGAUUGUAUGGUGACCUUUUUGUUCAAACUUCUUUGCAUUGGUUUUUAUUCAGCAUGCAGGUUGUUGAAUGCUGCGAGGAAAGUGUCUGAUGAAACACCUAACAGGGAUAUUGUUUCUUGGAAUAUACUUGAGAAUGGAAAUUAUGAUGUUCUCCCAUGAAUGUUUCUAAAGUAAAGAACAAGCAAUGGUGCAAACUACAUGCCUUACGCCAUAGGAUGAUUCAAUUCUUUCCCUGCAUGACGACUAGAUGUUGUCAUAUUUUUCCACCAGAAAGUUGUUUUAAGUCACGAAAUUUCAGGAAUCUAUGCAAGACACGCUACCAGGUUCUCUGGUUUCGCUCUUCUCAUGGAUGAUGGAUAAUAUCCAGCUAUGCUCCUGUUCAUUCAUCCACCGACCGUAACUUUGGUCCCAGAAAAUGACAUUGGUCCCAGAAAAUGACAUGAGAGGUUUUAUCUUUAUCCUAGUCACAAACUUGCUUCUUGCUCUGUAAGGAGAAAAACAUUUGUAGUCCAGAAACAGCAAAUGAAAUAAUCAUGCCGGU